AGAACUAGAAAAUAACUUUGCGAAAAUCACUUGUGCAAAUAUGAAAAUAGUAACAGAAAGACUAGAAAAAAUUGAAAGCGAUUUGAACCACGACAAAAUAAAAAUAAAAAGUAUGCUAAAAGAUAUUAAUGAAUUAAAAGAAAGUAUUGAUUUCCAAGAAGAGAUUUCAAAGAAAAGAAUAUCAGAAACUAACAACCGCAUAGAUGACGUUAAAAAAUUAUAUAAUGAAAAAACACUUCUUGAUUCGAAUAAUGAAUCAAAUAUUUUAAAAGAUAUCAAAGAAAAACUAAUAGAUCUUGAAAAUCGAUCCCGAAGAAAUAAUUUGCGAAUUGAUGGUGUUAAAGAACUGCCUGGUGAAUCUUGGGAAGAUCGUACUAAAAUUGUUAAAAACAUUUUUACUGAAAAACUCCAAAUUAAUAAAGAAAUUAUAAUUGAAAGAGCGCACAGAUCAGGGGCUAUAAAAACAGGAAAAGAGCGAUCAAUUGUUUUAAAACUUUUACAUUUUAACGAUAAAAAGUUAAUUCUACAAAACUCAAAAAAACUACGCGGAACAGGUGUGUUCGUGAACGAAGACUUUGCAAAGGAAACAAUAGAAAAGCGUAAAAAACUCUGGGGUGAAGUGAUUAAAUUGAGAAAAGAAGGUAAAUACGCUAUUCUCAAAUUUGAUUCUAUUUUUUGUAGAGAUCAUAAAAAGUACUUUUUUUUUUUUUAACAUACAGUAUUAAGAAAAGUUCUUCUAAUUCAUAACACAAUCAAAAUGUCUGAAAUAAAUGAUUUUAAAUCGUUUAGUUGUAAUUUUUCAGAAAUGAGACACUCCUCAUCUAAUGAAAACCUAGAUCCAGAUAUUAAUUAUUUCAAUGAUAUUAUUACGGAUUGUUCAUAUUACUAUCCGAACAAAUUAGAAGAAUUUUUUUAUGAAAAU
Messenger RNA from Hydra vulgaris (swiftwater hydra), 922 nucleotides. The record is from RefSeq and is a predicted model, not a curated record. NCBI's taxonomy places the organism in Eukaryota, Metazoa, Cnidaria, Hydrozoa, Anthoathecata, Hydridae.